GUGCGCGCGUUUCGCUGUCAGCGCGCGAGUGCAUACCGCGCAUUUACCAGCCUACUCGCGUAUAUUGACGUUUGUGUCACUGCGACGACGACGACGACGACGAGCCUGAAUUUUCCAACCUCGACGGAGAGCAGCUCGGUGUGGUUUUUUUCGUUAAAAAAAUGCGGAUCUACUUGGCGGUGACUCUACGCGUCAGGAGAAAGUAGCGCAGAGCGUCUCCGUCUUUUCGCAUGAGUAUCGCAAAGACAAAAACAUGAUCAGCGGUCUGCAGAUUGCUUUGAAAAAUGCCAUUGACGUGAUCGCUCCUCCAGCUACGCCUCUACAAGACUUCACUUAUCACUGGAAGCAGCUUAUGAACUUUUAUGUCAAUCACUUGAGCGAUUCCAAAGUACCUGUAGAAACCACAAGCAUACCAAAACACUUGGAUCGUUUGCUGGAGCUCUUGCUAGAGGAGGAAAAACAUGGAGAUGAACCAGGUCCAUGCCUCGAGUAUCUACUGCAGCACAGAUUGUUGGAUUUACUGGCAACUCUGGCCAGUGCAGAAACACCACCCGGGAUGAGAUUGGUCUGUUUGUCCUUCUUGCGGAGAUUGUUGACCAGAUCCAAGCAUCCUCUGCUGCAUCAUGCAGCUGUUUACGGGCCUGUUCAAAGGCUUAUAGCUAUGUGCAAUGGAAAUCUUGCCUCACCUAUUGAGAACGAAGAAAUACAAUUUCUUCUGUGUCUCUGUUUUCUAGUUUGCAAGUACCCACAUGUAACAAACAUAGUGAAUGACUCUAGUAAUGUAAGACAAGAGAGUGGAAUUUUGCACUGUGAUUAUGAAAAGUCAGAAAUUGAAAAGGUUACUUACAUACCUGCUAGGAAAAUGAAUAAUGCCAAUCCUUUGUUUAAACCACUGAAUACACAAGCUAUUACGUUGGUAAAUCCUGAUCUGUUCCAAACAAGCAGGAACCAGUCUUUUCACAAUGAUUCUGCUGACAAAUCGAUCGCACAGUCAGAGGACUCACAAGAAAACAAACCGUCCAAGCACAUACGUAAUACAUCUACAAGAUCAAACUCCUCGACACAAUCCAGCAGGUCAUCAAGGGACGUGGAAAUCGCUUCUCGAACCUCGAGUCCACUUACACAAAAGCCCAAUGAAAACAUUCCAAAUUCAGUGUCCGAAAUUAGCGACGACACCCAAGAAACCGAACAUUUGUACAAAGUACCUGAACAAGUUGAAUCUUCUACAUAUGAUCCAGUGAUAGCGGCACUUAAUGAUUUUAAAGACUUAAGAAUAAGCGAAGAGUAUGCUUCUAGUAACGGUGAUAUUAAAUCGAGAAGCAGCAAACACGAUAUUACACUCAGCGGUCCAGGCAGCCCUGAGCACUCUAAAUGUCUGCUCUUGGAUUCCCUCAAGAGCUACGUAAACAGUGCAGACAACACAAUUAGAAUAAGAGCAUGCGAAGGAAUAAUGGUUCUAGCUUCAUUGGACGACCCCUUUUUUGCUGAAAUUGUUGCCAAAAGUAAUUUAUCGGCUGUGCUAGCAAAACGCCUAGAGGUUCUCUUUAACUUAAUACCGGCUCACGUUGAGCCUGGCGAAAUCGAAGAUAUCGAAGUAACGUGGGCCCUUGAUUCACCUCCUCUGCUGAAUGAAAAGAAGUUUCCUGGAUGUCGAAGAGUAGCCGCUUUUUUCAUGUGGCUCGAUUUUUGUGCUCAACUCUCCAGGGAAGCUCAUCCGGAUGUCGCGGAAGUCUUAGCUCAAAAUAUUAGAAUAAACUUUUUCGAAAAAGUGUUAACCCCGGCGUUAUCGGCUCAUCAUGCCGUUCUGAUCACGGCGUUGAUCACAAAAUGUUUAAAGGAUAUUCCUUGCUCCCCGCUUAGCACUGAAAUCGGCCGAUGGCUGGUGGGUCAGCAGAGGGAUCCCGACAUUCCAGACGUGUGGUGUUCACCCGUCAUCCAUAGGCUCAUAGACAAUUGUUGUACAAAAAGUGACGAUCUUACCACGGAAACGUUAAAGUUGUUCGAGGAGAUGAUCGAGAAAAAGGAUGAACAUAUCCUGCACUGUCUAGUCUUAACGUACUUAAACACGCGUGGGUAUUACGAUAACAGCGCGGCCGAUAGCGCAAUCGCUUCGUGGAGCGACGAGGAGGACGAGAGGGAACGCGAGAAAAAAGGCUCUAUGGAUAUCUCGCACGGGACGAGUCACAGCAGAACUUUGGCACCGAGCAAUAUACACAGAAUCUUGAAUUGUUUUCUUUCUCUGGUGCCCAGACAACUGCAGACUGAAUCGGACAACAAUUACGGAAGGUACAUGGGAGAUUGGGAGAAGCAGUAUUCGAUGGUUGUAAAGAACUGUGCCCUUCUUGCCUGGCCACUAGAAGCCGUGACGUUGGAUGACUCUGGCAGUUCUGACUCCAGACCAGAAACAGAUAAUUCUUCGAGCAGAUUUUAUCCAGGACCUUUUCUCUCCAUGUUACUAGAGAAAGUCAGCAACAUCCCUAAGCAGAAGUACGACAUCAACUUACAACUGACUGUCCUGAUUUCCAAGCUGGCCUUGCUACCGCACCCGUAUCUCCACGAGUUUCUGCUGAAUCCUUUGAUCCCUUUGACGUCCGGAAAGAAGAGUCUAUUCAUUUGUUUGCAGCGAGUUGUUAAACAACUUAUGAACGAAGUUCCUAAGAUACCGAACUACAAGCAAGCGCUCAAAGAGACCAGGCUGCGAUUAUUCGAUGAUUGCUGUCAGAUCGAUGAUUCAACAGUUUCCGAAUCUAGCGCCAGGUCAAAAGUGGAACAAAUUCUGCUUGAAAGUGCGAUUGUGACAGAAGAAUUUUGCAAAGAGUUAGCGGCGAUCGCAUACGUUAAAUAUCAUCAUUCCACAUAGCAGUUCUGAUUACCCGAAAUUUAUGAUAUGUAAAUUUAGCUGUAAAUACAAUAAUUUGCAUUUUAUAGGGAUUCAAUCGAAGCAUACAAAGUAGAUCUAGCAUGGAAUUGCGCUAGACAAAUUAUAACAACAAAUUUUUAAAACGAUUAACUACAUGUAUAUUUUAAAUUGUGUGGAUAAUCAUCUCAAGUAUUUGUUAAUAGUUUAGGUGUGAAUCAAAAAUGUUAAAAAUGGACUUUUUUAACGAAAGGAAUAUAUAUGUAUAUAAAAGACAAUAGGAAUUUUCGUACAAAAAAAAUCAUCUGUAAAUUUUACAGCGAUUUUCAUGCACAAUUGCUCUAGUUGUUUAAAAUAAAUAUCAUGAAAAGAUUG
This is a messenger RNA of Nasonia vitripennis (jewel wasp), 3232 nucleotides long. RefSeq names its product protein FAM160B1. NCBI's taxonomy places the organism in Eukaryota, Metazoa, Arthropoda, Insecta, Hymenoptera, Pteromalidae. The record is from RefSeq and is a predicted model, not a curated record. The transcript is spliced from 7 exons. The coding region runs from base 254 to 2860 and encodes 868 amino acids.